Messenger RNA from Maniola jurtina (meadow brown), 637 nucleotides. RefSeq lists its product as uncharacterized. The transcript is spliced from 5 exons. The record is from RefSeq and is a predicted model, not a curated record. NCBI's taxonomy places the organism in Eukaryota, Metazoa, Arthropoda, Insecta, Lepidoptera, Nymphalidae. Bases 126 to 515 code for a protein of 129 amino acids.
UAAUAAAAUAUCAAAACAAACCCCGACCUUUUCCUGCUAAUAUAAAAGCGGAUCCACAUUCAACCCGUCAGUAUUUCCUGAGUUGCUAAACCGAGCUGCAUCAUUUCUCUUCAUACACAUCUAAUAUGCGGGAGUCAUUUAUAUUAAUUGUCCUACCUCUCCUUGUGAUCGCGGUGAUAUGCUCAAACGUGCAUGACGGAGACAGCUACAAUUUAUAUAAAGAUCAUAUGCGUGCGAGAAGUAGAGGCGCUUCCAAGAUAGAUCCAGUAGUAAAUAACCUUUGGGAUGCUUACGGACCGCCCCAAGAAUUUGAAUAUUUGAACAUGCCAAUUUGGUUGCCAGAGUAUAGAAAACGAGCCGCUAAUGUAGUUAAAAAGCGUAUGUUGGACAACUUGGUGCAGCUUGACGAAAGAUUGAACAAACGGACGUCUAAAGCUGCCUUGUCCCUCAUGCUGCAGAGUAAACAGGAUCCUGAGCUCAUGGAAGAGGAAAAUAGUUGUUUUGCCGGAAAAUAAACGGGAAAGGAAGCCGUAGGUUACUUACCUAUCAGUUUCGUUUGUUUAAUAAAACAUAACCUAAUAAAAAUAAAGAAAAAUGUUUUUUAGUGAGUGAAAAAUUAAAGAGCAAGUAUUUUCAA